AUGUGCAACAACACCCCUGCAUGUCCCCAUUGCCCACUUUUGGCAUUUGUUACACAAACCAGAGCUUCAAAAUUUAAAUCGCGAUGCAAAGAAGAAGCACAGUACUCCACAACUUACAAGGCCUUGAUGAGUGACCCUGGUCUUACGGUGCGGGAAUUACCUUUCCGCACCCGAACUCCUGGGUACAGAACAAAUUUGACCUCGGAGUAG
Messenger RNA from Sclerotinia sclerotiorum 1980 UF-70, 210 nucleotides. RefSeq lists its product with no specific name. The record is from RefSeq and is a predicted model, not a curated record. The coding region runs from base 1 to 210 and encodes 69 amino acids. The transcript has a single exon. Lineage: Eukaryota; Fungi; Ascomycota; Leotiomycetes; Helotiales; Sclerotiniaceae.